AUGCAAGCGACGAGGCUCAUCGGUCAGCUGGGUGCAGGCAGCGCUUUUCCGGGAGGCGGGUUCAGCAGUCAGUCACACAUUCAACUCCCGCAGCUCGAAGGACGCCGUUCCUUGCCUAGUUCUCCGGGGCAUCUUGUUGGCGCUUCAGUUGGGUCAGACUAUCGAGCGCUUUGUUCGAUGCCCCGGAGAACUGGAAGGGGCCUUCGGCGGCAUGUAUAUGCGCGCCUUCAACGAACCGGUGCUCGGCUCGUUUUUUGCUCCUCCGUUCAAGGUUGCAAGUUUAGUUCAAACAGAGUCAGCAUCCCAAACAUCCACCCGUUUUCACUGAACGCGCUCCUUAACCCCGACGCCCGUGCGGAGAUGAUGGACGUCUUGGCGCUUGGUAACCUUUGUAUCGACAUUCUUUCCCCCGUCACUACAAUCCCACCCCCGGAGGUCCUCAAGACAGAAACAUUUCUCUCCAGUCUUGCAGCCAGGGCGCCCUCUGGAAACUCCUUGGAGGUAGGUGGCAACUGCAACUUCCUCAUAGCUGCCUCAAGGAUUGGACUGCGAUGUGGAUGCGUGGGCCACUUAUGUGAUGAUAGGUAUGGGGCAUUCCUGAGGAAGAUAUUAGCUGAUGAGGGCAUCUCAGUAUACAAUCUUGCAUCAGAAGAUGUCUUGCAGGCAGAAUCUGACAUGAACCGGACUCUGCUUUGCUUCGUGCUGACAGAUGGGUUUGGAAAGCACGCCUUUUGCUCUCGCUAUGACACGGGGCCUUGGCCUCUGCUUCCCGGCAUUAAGACAAUUGACCAUGCAGCAAGAAUAGCUCUGUCACAAUGCUCAGCAAUCUUUGUUAACGGUUUCGUCUUUGAUGAAAUGGAGACUGAAGCAGUACACGCAGCAGUGAGAACAGCGAAAGACAGCGGCGCGGUCGUCAUAUUUGAUCCUGGUCCUCGGGCAUUGAUUGUUGCCAAAGAUGCUGAGCGUAGUAUUAUGUUGAAACAGGUGCUUUCCUUCGCUGAUGUUAUACUUGCAACUGUAGAAGAAGCAGCUGCACUUGUAGACCUCGACCUUGAACUUCGAUUGGAGCUCACAAGUGGUUCCAAAGAUCCAAGUUUACCAAAGAUCUUAGCUGAGGCAAUUAUGAAUCGGCCAGAUUGCAUUGCAGAAUGGCUUGUCAUAAAGUGCGGGGCUGACGGAGCUGCAUUAUUCACAAGGGACAGUCUUGAAAUGUAUGUUGGUUCUCCAUCAGUUAAUGUAGUCGACACUGUGGGAUGUGGCGAUAGUGCUGCAGCAGCUAUAGUCUUGGGCUAUCUCAACAUUGUUAUGGCGAAACGAAAGGCAAUGAGCGAGUCCGAAGAUUUGUCUAAACGGAGAGUUUUGGAGAUGCUUGAGGAGACAUUGGCAUUGGCAACUGCUGUCGGAGGAGCCACAGCUAUGAGUGCCGGGGCAGGUAGAAAUGUCGCCACUGCAAAAUUGGUAAGGAUGCUGUUAUCUAAAAGCAUCCGUGAUUCAAAACAGGGUCAACAAGCGGGAAGCUUCGGAAUAAGUCGACAAGCAGCAACCGGAGCGAUAGAUGUUUUGGGCAGGUCGCUCGGAGAGCCUCCAAAUAAACUGAUAUGAAGUUCUCCAUGUGAUUUGGUGAAAGGAUGUAUUACCCACAGCUUCAUUGUCCCGCAAUUCACCAAUGAGAAUUAGCACACAAACAGAUGCUGCUGGCUGCCGCAUGUAUUCUCAACAGCAAAACUUACUUUGUAUAAUAGACUAGAGGAAGGUUGACCUUCAAAAUAAACUUGCAUCUCCUGGCAAAUAUGAGACAC
Messenger RNA from Micromonas commoda, 1799 nucleotides. RefSeq lists its product with no specific name. The coding region runs from base 1 to 1602 and encodes 533 amino acids. The record is from RefSeq and is a predicted model, not a curated record. The transcript has 2 exons. Lineage: Eukaryota; Viridiplantae; Chlorophyta; Mamiellophyceae; Mamiellales; Mamiellaceae.